This is a messenger RNA of Epithele typhae, 1767 nucleotides long. RefSeq lists its product as uncharacterized. The transcript has a single exon. The coding region runs from base 1 to 1767 and encodes 588 amino acids. Lineage: Eukaryota; Fungi; Basidiomycota; Agaricomycetes; Polyporales; Epitheliaceae. The record is from RefSeq and is a predicted model, not a curated record.
AUGGACACGACUACGGCCACCGGCGUUUCAGUGAAAGAAGACCAAGUAUCGACCGCGACCUCCACCUCCACCUCCACUAUGCCCACGCUCCCAAACGGCUGGGGGCCCACCAAGGAAGACGGCAUGACGCCCGUCAUCCUUGGUCUAUCUCUCUUGCUCGCGCUACUUUUGAUCAUCGUCAUGAUGGGGAUCGUGUUGUGGAGACGAAAGAGGCGGAAGUUGAAGGGGAAGGAUAGGGAUGCGGAGAAGACAACGGAUGUGCCGGACCAAGAACUCUCUGAAGAACACAAGCGGGCCAUGUCUCAACAGCGGAUGUGGUCGAGGGCGUCCGCUCGAUGGAUGAACAACGUCCGCCAGGCCGCUCGCCGACGGCGAAAGCGGGUCGCUACUGGACUGGUCAAGGGCUCCGACGUGAGUCUACUCGAUCAGCCAAGUUUUGCUGGCUGCUCCUCCUCCGUCUCUCUUGCGCACACAUCUACUACGCAAGGCGACGCAUCGUCUAGCUGGCGACGUUCAUCGCGCAGCAGAAGCCGGGGUGAGAUGCGCUCGCUUUCGAGGAGCCGCUCUUCCUCCAUCCGCUUGCACGAUCCUGAGGGCCCGUCACGCCCAUUGUCCCACCCCCCCGCAUACAUCCCCCGUCCAUCGUGCGAUCGCACGACCGAACACCUCCACCCUUCCGACUCCACCACUCCCUCGUCAUCAACACCAAAGGCGUCCUUCGCAUUCGCGGCACAGUCAAGCACCCCUGUUCCAACACCCCCAUCAUCGCCAAUCCCCUAUGAUUCAAUACACUCUGCGCACGUCGCGACGGACGACAAAGUCGUUUUGGCGCGAAUGGCAGAGCUGGCAAGCGCUCCGCCUCCCACUGCGGCGUCAUGGCCAACUGCCCCCUCCGCAGGAUCCACCGAGAUCCGUCCGUCCGUUCCGGAGCUGGAAGAGGAGUUCGAGGUGCUGCCAUCGGAACUGGACUCCAGGCUGUACGGAGACCGGGCGGACCGUCGGGCGUCGUCGUCUCGGACAGCACAUGACAGGUUCCGGGAAGGCGAAGACCCCCAACCCGCCGAUUCAGGCUUGCACCAAGACUGUAUGGACGGGGAAGUACCAACGUACGCCGAAGACGCCUUGCGACAUCGAACGCUCGCGCUGCCCGCGCCGCCGCAGAAGGUACCGCUGAAUGGGCCGUCAUUCUACGAGUAUCCGAGCGAGUUUGAGGACGAUGUGGCGAACGUCGGGCCGUCGCUAGGUCCCUCAUCGCCGCCAUUCGAAGCCCCGUCCGCCCCGCCAUGCGAGGAGGAAGACCCGCGCAUGAUGUUCCCCAGUGCACCGCCGCUCGAGUACGCGGAAGGAUCGUCGCCAUCUUCGGAAGCAUGCAUUCCGUCCGCCCCCGCGCUCGAGUCUCCGACCGGCCUCGCCCCCGCGCUACCCUUUCCAGCGCCGGCGCUGAACCCGAGACCAUGUCCUGGCGAUCAUGGCCCCCCAGGCCUGAUGGGGAUGUCCCCGUGGCUGUCGCUGAGCCCUGCCCACCACGGUACCUGCCGUAACGGGUGGAGGCAGCAUCCGCGUUUGUUUCCAUGCCUCGGAGGACCGCCGUUGUCGUUACAAGUAAACAAAAGCCGCUGCGCAUGCUCUUGGGAAGACUAUAGUUAUGUAUCUCUAUUCCGACGCGUCGCGAGCUCUGUACGUUUUUGUCGUUCUUUUGCCCCGCAUCCCACAUCCCGCUGCUCUCCACCCAUAUGGACCGUUUGUUGCAGCUAUACCGUUACGUGA